AGUCAUCUUCCAUUCCUCCCCAGAAGAUCUUCUCUCUGUUUCCAAAAUCUCGUUUCCUUAUCUCAAUCUCCCUCUUCCCAGUUCCUUAAUCUCUCUCUUUCUCUCUCUGAAGCUUUCAGUUUCUUCUUCCUUUUCACUGAAACCCAUCAUAUAUAACCAUUAAACCAAUCAUAUAAUGGUUCUCUAUUCGAAACUGCAUAUGGGUUCCUUUCUCCUCUUCUUGUUCUUCGCUUCUUCUCUCGCAAUCUCAUCAGUUUCGGCCUCUAAUGGCAUGACAGUGUAUGAAAUCCUGACUCAAUAUGGGCUUCCGAGUGGCCUCUUACCUGACUCGGUGAAAAAUUUUUCUCACACUGAUGACGGGAGCUUCGUCGUUGAAUUGGAGAAGCCCUGUUACGUUCAAUUCGGAAACUUGAUCUCAUAUGCUCAGAAGAUCACCGGCACGAUCAAGUACGGUUCGAUUACGAAACUAGACGGGAUUAAAGUGAAGCGAUUCUUGUUGUGGCUCGAUGUGGAUGAGAUCAGGGUGGAUUUGCCUCCCUCCGAUUUCAUAUAUUUUCAGGUGGGUUUCAUUAACAAGAAGCUUGAUGCUGGGCAGUUCAAGACUGUGCGCUCUUGCAAGGAUGGUCUCUCCUGUCAUGGUUCUUGGAAGGAUAUUCUCAAGGUUCCAACUCCCAUUAAAGAAGUCCCAAUGCUACUAACAGAGUAAGGGAAGACAAAACAAACCAUUUUAGAAGUAUAUACAAAAUAUCCAGUUCAUUGGCAUUCUCAAGCUGAUGCUCAGUGAAAUGGGGGAAAAAACAAGCAUUCUUGUGCUGGGCUUUGUUUUAGUCUUUUACCUGAAAAAACCGCCAAAAGCAGUUGGACAAGUUCUACAAUCUGAGUCCUUGUUAUGUUUUUAGGCAGUCCUUGUUUUCUUGUUUUGGAAGUUGGAACAAUAUGUACUGAAACUACCACAGACGGAUACUGAAGAAGUUUAUACUUAUCGUCGUCUCCUGAAUUUUGAUGUGCUUAAAUGAUGGACAACUUUAAAGGCCUGUAAAUUUUAAUCAAGUCAUUAUAUACAAUCUAUAUAUUUCAUCUUUCCUACA
This is a messenger RNA of Macadamia integrifolia, 1088 nucleotides long. RefSeq lists its product as uncharacterized. Lineage: Eukaryota; Viridiplantae; Streptophyta; Magnoliopsida; Proteales; Proteaceae. The coding region runs from base 176 to 706 and encodes 176 amino acids. The transcript has 2 exons. The record is from RefSeq and is a predicted model, not a curated record.